This is a messenger RNA of Corythoichthys intestinalis (scribbled pipefish), 13767 nucleotides long. RefSeq names its product HIVEP zinc finger 2a (gene hivep2a). The transcript is spliced from 14 exons. Gene Ontology annotation, biological process: regulation of transcription by RNA polymerase II. Bases 5346 to 11345 code for a protein of 1999 amino acids. The record is from RefSeq and is a predicted model, not a curated record. Gene Ontology annotation, molecular function: DNA-binding transcription factor activity, RNA polymerase II-specific; RNA polymerase II cis-regulatory region sequence-specific DNA binding. Gene Ontology annotation, cellular component: nucleus. NCBI's taxonomy places the organism in Eukaryota, Metazoa, Chordata, Actinopteri, Syngnathiformes, Syngnathidae.
UCAAAUAAUCUUUUGAAAAUUGGUUUAGAUAUAUAUAAGCUAGUUAUGGCUAAGCCUGUCGCGAUGUGCAAUAAGUCAGUUUAUCGCACGGUAAAUAAAAAUGUUGUCAGUAAUUUUCCCCGCUGCGAUUUAUCGCCACGUGUAUGUGCGCGCAUACUCUACAUUUGUGCGUGUUUACGUGUGUUUGUGUGUGCUACGUCCACUCUCCACACGUGCUUGAUGAUUGCAUAUGAGACUCAAGUUCCUUUCACAGAUGUUUAUUGGCCAUCAGCACACCAUAGAAAUAAAGUUCAGACACACAAAAUAAGGAAAGUCAUCUAUAUUCAACAUUGUAAAACAUUAGCAUUGCUACAUUGAGGCUAAUGAAAAAAAAAGAUGAUGUACUUUAGCCUGCUAUAAAACAUUGGCAGCCUUCUCCAAAAGUGUGGUUAAAACGCUGACACUUCAAACACGAAAACUCGCUAGUUUAUAGCAUUGGCAAACGAUGCCAAAAAAGAAAAAAAAUCUAUGCCACAUGCAUGACGAAAAAUGCACUUUUUUUUCUGAGUGUAAAGCUUACGGUUAGCAGUUUGGCGUCCGUACUUCCGGUGAAGAUUUAAAAUAUAAAAGCAUAUCAUGUUCAAAAUGUAAAUAAAAAUUUCUGGAGUUAAUCUCAAACACUUCACAUUCUACACUAAGAGCAGCUCCAAAAUGAAACCCAUACUGAAAAAACUGAUUGUCAAUGAAUAAUUUAGCUUUAAAUUUGCUGAAAUGCGCACUUUGCAGGACAAGAUGACAGUCCUUUUGGAUCAAAUAAGCACUUUUGAUGGGCUCUAAUUGGCUGGGAACAAAAAUGACGUUGGGUUUCUGACCUGUUUCAUAUUCCGCACUUAGCUAGCUUUCCAAUGACUCUUUAUGCAUUGGGUGUUUUAUUUUAUUUUAUUUUUUAAAUAUUAAUAUAGUUUGUUUUAUAAUAACAAUUUAUUGCAUUUGAAUAGAUGAUUUAUCAGGAUGUAUUGUCAUUACAUUAGUGGUUGAAUUGGUUAAAAAAAAAAAUGACAAUAACAUCGCAUAUCGGCAAUCAUUUAUGAGACAAUAUAUCGUUUGCUAAAAUUUGUUAUCGCGACAGGCCUAGUUCUUUUUAAUGGCCAUGCAUUGUGAAGGAAUCUGACCUUUUAGCCAGAAUGCCGGAACCACGGCGGACCCGCGCUAGCGCAGAUUAAACAACCCGGGCCAGCAAAACUCUGGCCAAAAGGCCAAACUCUGUGCGUUCACCUUAGUCUUAACCCCUUGUACUGACUCCAUUUUGAAAGCUAGAAAAGGGCUUUAAAGUACAAGUUGCCAAUUUAUUCAGGUCGACGGCGAUCAAACGGCAAGGCGAAACAGACUCGGGCAAGGAGGCGGACUCGUUCCAAAUUCACCAUAUCACAAGUCAACAAAAGGUUCCGGAGAAAAAAUGACAAUGCUUAGUUAAACAUUCAGUCUUUUGAAGGCUCUCGCGGGCCGGGCUGUGGGCAGAAGAAGGGUGUGCUUAGGCGUUGUUUCGGAUUGUCUGUUUGUGGAUUAGACAGGAGGAUUCGGGAGUUACUGUUGUCAAGGCAACGAGGGAUUUUGCCGCCUCACGGUCAAAUGGGCUCAUGGAGUCUUGUCAGUCGUAUUAGCAGUUGGAUAUUGGGCGUUCUCCGGGGUUCCUUGUGUCGGAACAGGGCGUCCGGCCAUUUGUUCUGCACUGCCCGGGAGAACUGAUUGCGAGAGUUGGUGGUGCAGACGUGGGCUUGCCGGCAUCGACCUUGCGCAGUCAGUUGCAUGACCCUCACGUUGGACUUCGGUGAUGAGAAGGCGUCAUGUAUCUCUUAUGCCCUAUAUUCUUCUUGUUUUCCUUAAACUAUGGUAUAAGUGCUAUUUUAUUUUAUAUUGUGUGUGUUGGAGUAAUACAAACAGUCAAACAGUAUAUAUGAGAAACGAUACUAUUCCCCGAUUGAUUAUAUUAAGUGUGUUAGAAUAAUGCAAACAGUUAGACGGUUUCUACGAGAAAAGGUACUAUCGCCUUCAAAUGACCUAGAUGGGAACGUCGCCCCUACCGACAUGACCGCCCUGAGGCCAAGGUAGUGCAAAAGCACGGUAUGAUUGUAUGCUAUACGACAUUGUAGUUCUUUCAAUGACCUGACUGUAAGCGAGGAGAAAGAGGAAGCGCGUGAGGCACAAAGAGAACCGAGAUGAUUUCCUUGGGGCCAUCUGGGCUCGUAGGACUUUUUACUUCACGCGCCUCCUACCUACCUGCUGCUGCUGCUGCUGAUGAUGAUGAUGAUGAUGCUGCUGCUGCUGUGUGGAUGUGCGGGCAGGGAGAUAGUCGCCAUGCGUGGGUGAGCAGGCAGGAAGCGAGCGAGAGCGCCGCUCCCGGUUCGCGCGCGGAACAGGUGUCGAUGGAGACGGCGGCCAUUCACCUGCCGCCUCCGCUCGCACUGUGAGCGUCAAAUCUGGACAAAAUACCAACAGAAAGUGUGCCCCAAAAAUGACUGGAAGUGACUUCAAAAUGGGCCAAAAUCAGCAGGAAAUGAUCCAAAAUGUGCAGGAAGUCAACAGGAGGUACCCUGAAAUGAACAAGGAAGCGAGCCAAAAUCAAACCAUUGACGACAAUAGACAUCCAAUGGAUUGAAACGCAAAUGAUCCUAUCUCCAAAUGGUUUGGACGUCUAGCGUCGUCAAUGGCGGAGAAUGAGUGAAGCGCUUCCUUCAGAAUUGUGCAGACUGUUGUGGAAAAUGUAAUGAAGUUGCACACAUAGUGAGCGUAAUAGUUUCAAGGCUGGCCCUGUGGAAAAUAUGACCGCCUUCUCUUUCCCACUGGCAAUUUACACCAACAGGACGCCUGUUUUCCCUUCCUUCCUCUGCUCGGCUCGGCUCGGCUCACCUCAAGUCACCCCGAAAGCCUGCAAUACGCUCUAGCGUACGUGUGCUGUAAUCAGAACGGAAGUUACGGAACGUUCAGAAAUGAAAAGCAGGCGCGUUUGUUGUAAUAGGGUCACGGGGGCGCGGGUGAGCCGCAGAGAUGUCGGAAAGUCACCCGACUAGACUCGCCCGACUCAUUUCUUGUUGCUUUUUGGGGCAUUUCCUGGUGAUUUGCUGUUGAUUUGUUGUCACUUCCUGUUUAUUUUGGCUCACUUCCCUGUUGACCCCCAUCAGCUCAUAAAUGGUUCGACUCCUCUCUUUUGAGCUUCUUAGUCAUUAAUAUUCCCCAAUUAAUUUUUUUCCAAUGUAGUUAGUAUUCCCAAUAAUGUUUAUCAAAAAAUGACUAUAACAUUAGGGGGAAAACUUGUAAAUAUAUAGAUAUUUUUUGGAGAUUAUUUUUAAUUUGCUGCCAUUUCAGGUAUGUGUAUCGGGUGCUGUGGUGCUUAGCCGAAUUCAAAAACACCCCUUUUUGCCAGAAAAAUGGACUGUUAAGUACUUUUAAAACUUUAUUUGUUAACAAAGUAAGGGUUACGAUGUACUUACCACGCUGGAGUCUCAUCCGCCAUUUUGUCUCCAGUCGGGUUUUUUUUUUGCAUAAACAGUACCUUACCUUACCACACAGUUUUUUUGUUUUUUUUUACUUUACGAACGUCCAUCUUGUCUGACCAAUAUGUAUAUUUUGUAGAUUAAACUAAUUUGCCUUACAAAAGUCCUCUAUCUUAAAUGAUAUGAAUGCUACAAAGACGUUUAUAAUUCUCAUAGCAAAAUGCUCGCACGUAACUCCACAAACUGUAGCUGUAAACUUAAUUACAGAUACAUACACAAACAUAUACUAGCUGAAAGAACUUACAGCCUGAGGUGGUAACCCUAACCCUUUAUCCGUGUCAGAAGUCGGAGUCAUACAAGGCGACUGUCCAGCCAGACCUAACGCUCCCAUUAGAGGGCAGUGUAUCCUCCAUCAUGAAACAAAAUACAAUACUUUUUGGAUAGAUCUUUGGGGGUACUUAUAGGGUUAGUUCCGACUUACGCAGAAAUUCGAUUUACGUCGCCGUAGGAACGGAAACCGUUCGUAACCUGGGGACAACCUGUACCGUGUUUUCCACCCUAUGAGGCGCACCUUCAUUGAAUGGCCUAUUUUUAAAUGUUUUCAUAUAAAGGGUGCACCACAUUAAGGGGCAGUAGUAGUAGUAGUAGUAGUGGUGGUUGGGGUGGCGUUAUGCAUCCACCAAACAGAGCUUCGCUAAAGGGAAUGUCAUGCCGUGAUUCGCCAGUAUUGACCUAUAGGGUGCGCCUUUUAUUGAGGAAAAUAUGCUAUAUAAACAUUCUAUUAUUUAUCCAUUUUUAAAACUGUGUUGAAUUCCAAUCCAUUUGAACUGGGACGACAAUAGAUAUCCAUAUCCGUUUGGACCGAAUCAGCGCAGCGUUUGGAAUAUUCUGUUUUCAAAGUCUGCGUGGCGUGGCGGGGAGCCAAUUGCGCAACGGAAGGAGUGUGACCCGGGCCGACCUCCUACUCCCGUCCGCCCGCGCUAGCGCGUUCGCUGGCGCUGCCGCCUCCCACGUGCUCGCGUUUAGUCCUUCUCAAAGGCAAAUCUCAGUUUCCUUUCCUACCUGCCCGCCUUCCCGCUCGCACGCCUUGUCGUAAAGCUCAUUCCGAAGAGAGUUCAAAUCAAGUUCACCGGAUUCAUCUCUCUUCUUCUUCUGCGGUGUCGUUUGUCGCGCCUCCCCCGUGGCAUCCGUAUCCACGGUAACGCGGUUCUCGUCGACAGGCGCCCGACGGAUGAAACGUCACGCGGCUCAGUGUGAUCGUUGAAGAUAAAGGACGCCGUAGACGUCCGUUCCGUUUGGACUGAGACGGAUGGCGGGAUAGUUCCAUUUUGGCCGUCUUGUGCCCUGAAUGGCAGCCACACUGGAAGUCCUGGCUUGGUUUUUUGUUGGUUUUUUUUGCUAUAAAGAAAGACCAGAAAGGCGUCAAAUGACCCCGGUACCAAACUGACUACUUGGCUUUAACAAGCAAUCAAGCAGACAACCCCCCUACACGUUCGCUGCCUCGGUGUGAAGGAGGGGGGGGGGGGGGGGUCACUCUGGAUAGCUGCAAUUAGCAUCUUGAAUAUUUGCAAAUCCAAGGCUCCCUCUGCUUUGUCAAACACGGAGAUGGCCAGUUGCCGUGUUCUACAAUAUGAUUGACACGGCAGAACUGAAUGCAUAUGUGUUGUAUCAGGCAUGCGCCGGGAGACAAGAGAGACAGAUCCGCCAAAGAAUCGCCUGCCGUCAAAUGAAGCUUACGCCCAUUAAAUCGGAGGAAAUGUGAAGAGACGUCUGAUGUUUUCCCGUCAAAAUCCCACUUUUCCCCUCCGCCGUCAAAAGUGGGCUUGAGAUGUGGGCGGGGACUCGCUGAUCCCGCCUCCUUCCCCUUUCUGGCAAAUGGAAGCCCCCGGCGAGUCCGCCGGCGGACGGCCGUAUCCGAACGAGGAGACGUCGCCCCCGCGGAGGAAGUGGGCGUCCGAACCCCGCGCCCGAGCCGGCGCUUUCGCCGAGGCGCCUCGGCGCGGCUACGACCCGGCCGGCGAUUCCGGGAAGCUGCCGUGCCCGGCGCCCCCCGAUGCCGCUUUCCAGAGUUUUUACUCCUACCGGCCGGGCCCGCCGUACCCUCGGCACCCGGAGACGGGAGCCAGACCCCGACCGGGGCCGGAAGCGCGCGCCUGGCCCUUCGCCGGACAGCUGCCGUCGGACGAACUGUACCCCGCCGGGCACCCGGGGGGGCGUUCCGGGAGGUCGCCCCGCCGCCAAAAAUCUCCCGGUCUACCCGCAUCCUUCGUACCUCGUUCCCAGUCGGGACUCGAUCCGGGCGACGAGGGUUACGGUAAGAAGGAGCAGAAAGCCAAAAAGCCCGGAAAGUAUAUUUGUUACUACUGCGGGCGAGCGUGCGCCAAGCCCAGCGUCCUGAAGAAGCACAUACGCUCGCACACGGGCGAGCGGCCGUACCCUUGCGUGCCCUGCGGCUUUUCCUUCAAAACCAAGAGCAACCUUUACAAGCACCGCAAGUCCCACGCGCACGCCAUCAAGGCCGGACUGGCGCCCUUUUCCGAGCCGGCCCCCAGGGCGUCGCCCGGAGGCGGUGCCGAGGUCCUCUCCGACGGCGAGCGGAGCACCGACACGGACGAGGAGGGAGCCGAGGGCGCCGCCGUGCCGACGGACAAAGAGGGAGCCGGUGCGCACGUCUCCUUCCCGGCUGAAAAGAGUCCAGGUGGCGCAGAACCGGCGUACGCAGACUCGGCCGAAGAGCUGCCUCCGGGUUCCGUCAAAGUGCCUAUCUUGAUCGUUCCCAAGUCCAGAGGCUCGGAGUGUCCGCCCCUUCAGGAAGCAAAAGGUUCCCGUCGCGCCGCGAUGUCGCCGGCCGGGAGAAAAGGUCGUUCGCUGGAUGACUCCUUUUUCAUCAAGCCGGGUCCGGACCGGGACGGCGCGGCUACGCAAUCGCUGAACCUCCUCAGUCCUCACGGCAAAGGCAGCACGGACUCUGGUUACUUUUCGCGUUCCGAGAGCGCGGAGCAGCAGAUCAGCCCUCCGAAUACCAACGUCAAAACGUACGAGGAGAUCAUGUUCGGACGGACUUGGUACUACCGACCCAACUCCAGAUCUAGGCACUUUGUCACAGUAGCCAAGAUCUCCGAGGAUCCCGUCUGCUUACGAGGGGACGCCGGAAUGUCCGGAGAUCCCAAACUGUAUCUGACCGGACCCGGUCUGAGCGGUAGCGGACUUCUCGAACCUCCCUCAGAUUCGGGGCCUCUCGUCCGGAGCAACUCCGUGCCGACGUCGUCUCCCCCGAACCUCAGCGUCCCCCCGGGGAUCCGAGGCAGCCAUUCCUUCGACGAGGCGAUGACUCCCGACGACGUUUUAUACCAGCCGGGCCUUCGUCGACUCCAAAGACAAGCGGCUAUCGAACUUCUGGCCCACGAAGCCCACACGGGAGACGCCGAGGGAUCCGGACGCGCGGCCAAAAAUUUGGAUUCGUCUCUCGGGAGGAAAGUGCGCGAACGCGGAACCGAUCGCUCUCCCGGAAGCGCGGAGUCCUUCGCCUACGGGACGUACGGCGCGAAAGUUAGCCUGUCGGAAAUAGCCACCAGAAAAAGAAGGAAGCAGAAGAGCGUCGGGGACGAGGAGGACAGUCCCGAUCACUGCGACAGCAGCUGCGGCGGUUCCGUAGAGAUGGCGGGAGACUACGUGAGCUUAGACGGCUCCAGAGGCACUCCCGCGGGGAAGGGUUCUCUCCAGAGCGCCCACAGUCAGUCGGACAGCUUCGAAACCUGUCCUAGCAUGUGCUCAGAGGACGCGGCUCCCUUUAUGGACUCGGAAUGCAGGGCGGCGGCCGGGAACGUCAUAUCGGUCAUCCAGCACACCAACUCCCUCAGUCGGCCCAAUUCCUUCGAGAAGUCAGAGUCCUCGGAGCAGCCCGCGUAUCGUCCCUCGGGCCCGUCCGGCCAAUACUCUGAGCAGUCCGACUCCGACGUCUUCGAAGACGCUCUGAGUCCGGAGAGUACGGAGCGGCGGCGGCAGAGCGACGGCGAUCCGGCCUCCCUCUCGUCUUCGUCGUCGCCCGCUCAGGUUUACCACGUCCCGCACAAACUGGUCCGCCAGCCCAACAUCCAGGUUCCUGAGAUCAGGGUGACGGACGAGAAGGACACGGAAGCGCCGGCGGUCAAGGAGCCGGAGAAGCCUCCUCCGCACGCCGACGAGUUCCAGCUGCCGCAGCGGAGCGACACGCUCUCCCAGAUGCCCUCGGAGAAGCUGCCGCCCAAGAAGAAGAGGUUGCGCCUGGCGGACAUGGAGCAUUCGUCCGGAGAGUCCAGUUUUGAGUCCACCUGCACCAGCCUGUCUCGUAGCCCGAGUCAGGAGAGCAAUCUGUCGCAUUCCUCCUCCUUCUCCGUGUCCUUUGACAGAGACGAAAGCCUCAAGAUGUCAUCGCCCACCAAACCGGAGGAGCCGGGAGCUAAAGCGCCAGAGUUUCUGACGGUGCCCGGCGCCCCUCAUUCCGGCCAGCACCAGCAGAGAGAGAUGAGAAGGUCUUCGUCGGAGCAAGCCCCGUACUCGCUACUUUCGGAGAUGCCCGAAAUGCGCAGCAAGUCCUUCGACUACGGCAGCUUGUCCACUUCCAGACAGGGCGAGCUCUACACCAGUGCUUCUGCCAUGAAGGAACGCCGACGGGGAUUUCUUGUCCGACAGGCAUCCCUGAGUGUCUAUCCUGAGGCGGUCGCCCAGGAACCUGGAGGAUCGGAGCUGUUAGUCAAACAGGAGAGUGCGGAGCAAGGGGCGUGGCUCGGCCUGACCGGAACCUCGCAUAGAAGCGGCAACAGAACCCAAAGAGUCGGUGUUGUAGGAGUUCACCAGCAGCACGUCCUCCAGCAGAGUAUCAGCGAGGACAGUCUGCAGGACGAACCUCCCUAUGUCAGGUCUCUCCAGCAUCGCCUCCAGACUCAGGGCUCUUCAUCCGAUGGAGAACACCCUGGGCACGAGUCCAUCAACAGGGAAGCCGUCCCUCCGUUCCUCUCUUACCGACAGUCCGCUCUCUUCUGGAGCCAGGAGCUCAGUCAGGCUUCUCGACAACGUCUGACACUCCAGGCCCAGCAGCAACUCCAGAAGCUACACAUCCAGUCCCCGAACAGUCUGUCCGGACAGGCGGCGCUCCGCAAACAAUCUCCGCACGAAGAAAAAUCAGAGGCUUCUUCCGCGAACCCCGUCGUAUUCAGAGAACGCGAACUAGGUGCGUCAUUAGUUCCCGUGCGCGUCCAAACCCACGUGCCGUCGUACGGUAGUGUGAUGUAUACUAGCGUUAGUCGGCUUGUAGCGUACGGUCAGCGGAGAUCCUUAGUUGGUCAAACGUCGGAAAGCCUCGACGGGUUUCCGGGUACAGCGGGAUUCAACCUAUCGCACUUUCUGGGAGAGACUGACGGAACGCCGUCGCGCCCCCCGCACUGGAAAUCCUCGCUUAGCGGCCCCGACACGGGAAUUCCUCUGUCGCUAACGUCGGGUACCGUUUCCACCACGGACGCCUCGGGCUCCGGAGCCGGCGGGAGCAAGAGGAUGCUUUCCCCCGCCAGUUCCUUGGAGCUGUUUGUGGAAACCAAGCAGCAGAAGAGGGUGAAGGAAGAAAAGAUGUUCGGUCAGAUGCUGAAGGAGAUGAGCGCCGUCGAGUUGAGCGGAACCGACAAGUCCGAAGACGGAGAAUGCGGCCCUCCCGACAAUAUUGCCGUUCCCGUCCGUUCUUCCGCCCUCCAUCGACCCGACGUUCCUCGGCCGGAGAGCUUCACCCCGCCUCUCCAGAUCGUCACCGACCCGUCGCCCGUCUCGCGUGGCCGAGAUUCACCCGAAGAGCUGGACGUCGACGAGUCCCGAGCGAGCCCGCGCUCCGCCGUGUCCUCCGACGAAUCGGAAGAUGUCGGCCGGCCCGGGGACGGUUCGCCGUCGGCGGCAGACGCCCGCCGAAGUCCGGGAAUCUCCGCGGGACGGACCCUGCUUCUCGCCGACGUGGCCGACGCCCAGCACUUAUUCCGGUUCCCGAGUCUGCGUACCGGCAGCAGGGUCAGCUGGUGUUUCCUCAACUACACCAAACCCAACAGCGUAGAAGCGGAACCGCUGAGCUCCAUCUACAGCUCCUGGUGCGUGAGCUCCUACAAUCCCAACCCUCUGAACCUUAGCACCAAGGUGGCGCUGGCCCUGCUGAGGUCCAAACAGCGGAGUGACACGGAGUUCUUCUACGCCACGGCCGCCUCCGCCGCGGCCCCUAGCUCGGGGAAGCUGGUAUCAUCAGUCGCCUGGAAGCUCCGAUUUGAUCAGAUGAAACCGGGGCUAAUGCCGCUUGAAAUCAGCCAUUUUGGAAGGAAGAUGGAGGAUGCGGCUUCGUGGGCUCGGCCCAAGGAGGAGCGUCCGGACAAGGACGCGUCCGUCAAACCGAGCGCCGCCGCCGAGCCGACUCGCAUCAAGAUCUUCGAAGGCGGAUACAAAUCCAACGAGGACUACGUGUACGUUCGCGGACGCGGUCGGGGCAAGUACAUCUGCGAGGAGUGCGGCAUCCGCUGCAAGAAGCCCAGCAUGCUAAAGAAGCACAUCCGCACGCAUACCGACGUGCGGCCAUACGUCUGCAAGUUCUGCAACUUUGCCUUCAAGACCAAAGGGAAUCUGACCAAGCACAUGAAGUCAAAAGCGCACCUGAAGAAGUGUCUGGAGUUGGGCGUGUCCACGUCUUGCGCGGACGACGCCGAAGCGGACGACGCGGACGUCGGCGAGGAAGCGGCGGCCCGGCGCAAGACCCCGUCGGAUCACCAGUUCUCCGACGCCGACGACUCGGAGGAAGACGACGACGAAGACGAGGAGGAGGAGGACGAAGACGGCGACUCCGCCCCCGGGACGUCGUCGCGCUCGGCCAGCCCGUACGGCGUCCCGGCGGCGGCGCCCGCCCCGCGCCCGCUCUUUGGCUACUUCACCACCGUGCCCAGCAUCCGCAUCACGGCGCAGGCCUCGCCGGGACGCCGGCCGCCGUCGCCGCCCUCGUCUUCCAGGGACGAAGAUUUCCCGUCGCCGUCUUCGCGCCUCUCCUCUCCCGGGCCGGACUUCUCCGGGUGCCCGUCCCCGGCCUCGCCCUGCUCGUCCCCGUCGGGCCGGCGGUACCUGUCGCCGCGGCGCGACGCCUCUCCUCUCGGCGGAUGUCGACGCGAGCUCUCCCCCAGGAGGGGGCGCCUGUCGCUGCUCGCCCCGCUGCCGCGCCCCGUCUCUCCCGGGAAACGUGACCUGUCGCCGCGAGGGCGCCACAAGGCCGCGAUGCGUCCCAACUCGCCGCGACGCGGGCUUCAUCAGCACCUCCUCCUGCAGAGUCAGCAGGUGGGCUCCCGAGGCCUGAGGUCGGCACACCUGGCCGGGCUCCUGAGUCAGGCCCACCCGGGACGACGCCGCGCCGCACAAAUGGAAACGGAGCACGUUCCAGGUUCCCCGGGGGUGCCGGAGCAAGGCAGUCCACCCCAUCAAGUCCUGUUCAGUCACCUCCCUCUCCAUUCACAACUGCAGGUGCGUUCUCCUUUCCCGAUGAUACCCAUCGGAGGGAUCCAGAUGGUCCACGCCGUGCCGGCGUCGCUCGGCGCUCCGCGGCGGGCCGCGGAACCGCGAAACCCCGAGCCCUCGGCCCCCGCGGGGGAACAAGAGGAGAACGUCCGGACGUGCACCAAAGCCAUCGCCUCGCUGCGCAUCGACCCCGGGGAAGGCGGCGAGAGGGGGUCGGACGAUCCGGAAGAAGGGCGCUCGCCCGCCGUUUCGCCGCCCUCGUCCGCGCCGCCGGGGCUUCAGCACUUUAGCGCGUCCCCGCAUCGCCCCUCGCCCGCGUCCUCGCCCCUCGCGGAAACCUGGAAAAGCGCAAAGACCGGUGGGGACGUGUCAUAGACGUGCGCCGCUUUUUGCACAAUUGACUCUUCUUCUCUUUCAUUCUGGAAAAACACGCACACGCACUCGGAUGACCACACUGACAAUCACAUGCAUGUAUUAGUGCUGGGGGGGGGGAUCUUCAAUGACCAUAUGAGGAAGCAUAAGCAUAGAUAUCACACACGGCGGUACCUCAAGAUACGAAAGCUUCAGUACGCUAUUUUGAAAAAAAUUUGCUUCGUAUUACAAAAAAAUAUUGAUGGUACAAAAGAUAGAUACGUACUCCAAUAGCUAAGCACCGCUCACAACAAUGCAACUAUGUUUGACUACAAAUGUAAAUAAAGGGAAUAUACAAUGAAAACAAAAGAAGAAUAUCAAUAGCCAAAUGAAAUGGCUGCCAAAGUGCACUCUGUGUUUCCUAUGAGCUCCAGUAGUCAUCUCAUCAUGUCUGGAGAAUGAGCUGGAACCUAAUAACUAGUUACACUUAAGUGCCACGAGGGGCAGACAAAGCCAUACAAAUUUAAGACAGCCAAUGAGGGGAUAUGACAGUCAAUGUAACGUGGUGUUUUUAGUAUAGCGUGGAAUUAUGCGAUUUACACUGAAAACACCAUUCAUUUUACAAGAAAAAAAAAAUCACAAUACGAAAGCCACUCUGGAACAAAUAACAAGAACAAAGUUUUGUAUCUUGAGGUACCACUGUACAUAUAGAACUGCAAAAUACAUGUAACAUAAUGGUCAAUGGAGCAUGUAUGCUGAAAUAGCUAUUAAUUCCUCCCAUAGACUUGAUAAUAACAUUGACGGGAUACGGUGCGCGGGGCCGAUUAAUAGGGGGCCUAUCUCCGUCAAAGCUGACCGAGUGGAUCGCAGACAAAGAGCUUUUUACGUUGAAAAUUCCUGUGAAUAAAUGCUUAAAUCCCUGAAUUCUUUAUAUAUAUGGCCAUAAAACAGUCUCAAUUCUUUGUUAAAAGAGCAAAGAACCGGGCAGUUAGCAUUUAUUUUACUUAAAAAUGUCGAAUGUGCCGCGGCUACCUUAUGAAAACAGCUUUUUCCGUUGAAAAUUCUUGUAAAUAAAUGCUGAAAUCCCUGAAUUCUUUAUAGAUAUGGAUGUAAAACAGUCUUGAUUCUUGGUUAAAAGCGGAAAAAAAAAAACAAAACGUGCAGUUAGCGUUUAUAUUACGUAAAUAUGUCGAAAAAUGAUGCUAGUCCGUAGAGGCUAAUUUCUCCCAUUGAUUCUUUUCACAUCCUUUCAAAAUGCAUGCAUGGUACGAAAAAUAUAAUAAUCCUCCAACAAAUCACUCCUGAGACAAUCCUUCCUGUUUGUAUGCGGUACAGCUUUCGUACUUUUUCAACCAAAAUCCGGCAUUAGAUUGCUGCGUUUGGUGUUUGAGAAUAACUCCUCUUGAUGUGGGCAGGCCCCCUACUUGAAAUCGAAGCGCAGUGCAUGACAGAUCUGACCCGUCAAUACCAUGAUGAAGUCUGUGUUCCUCCAUUUAUUAUCAAAAGCAUUCUUUAAAAUAAUGGGGGUUUUUUCAAAGUCCAGCCUGAAUCAUAGCUACGUUAGUGCGGCUUGGUAUGAACCAAAGCAUUUGGAAAUCCGUCAAGAGUAUUUUAGUGGAGAAACUAACUCGCCUUACAAAGAAGUCCACUCCUUUAAGACGGCCACCGACUAGCGCUCUAUAGAUGGCUCUAUAGAUGAAAAUCGAUAGGAAGUCACCUAAAUGAAUGGGAAGUGAGCUGGAAAUUCCCCCAAAAUAAACAGGAAGUGACAAAAAAAAAAAUCUGACGGUCUGUCAACUGCCAUGAAAUGACUCAAAUUGACAGAAAAUAUCAUUGAGAGACAGCGAGAACCAAAAGUGGUAUUUGCCAUGUGGCAAAAUGUAUUUUGACAUGUGGCAUUUUUUAUUGGUAUGUGGCAAAAUGGAUUUUGGUUUAUGGCAUUUUUUUUUUUGUAUGCGUCAGUUUUUUGGGGUAUAUAUGGCAUUUUUGCAAGACAUGCACAUCCAUGCCAUUGACAGCUAAGCAUGUCCAAAUUUUCCAUUAUCCAAUUUUCAUUUUAAAUGGCAGAAAAACAUGUGUGGCUGUGAUUUUUGACUAUGCACUUACCAUUAGAGCACAUUGACAUUCAACUGGCACCCAAGUAAGACUAUGCCAUUGACGGCUUUGCGCGUCCAAAUUUUCCAUUCAUAUUAAAUGGCAGAAAAAACGUGCGGCUGUGAUUUUUGACCAUACACUUACCAUUACAAUCCAUUGGCACCCAAGUCAGGCUAUGCCAUAGACGGCUAUGCACGUCCACAUUUUCCAUUCAUUUUGAAUUGCAGAAAAAACGCGUUAUGAUUUUUGACCAUACACUUUACAUGAGAGCACAUCCAUUUAGCCCCCCCCCAAAAUGCCGUAUGGCAAAAUCAAUUUUGCCACAUGGCCAAAAAAAUGCCACACGCCAAAA